Penicillium verhagenii is the source of this 4755-nucleotide messenger RNA. RefSeq lists its product as uncharacterized. Gene Ontology annotation, molecular function: guanyl-nucleotide exchange factor activity. The coding region runs from base 1 to 4755 and encodes 1584 amino acids. The record is from RefSeq and is a predicted model, not a curated record. The transcript is spliced from 5 exons. Lineage: Eukaryota; Fungi; Ascomycota; Eurotiomycetes; Eurotiales; Aspergillaceae. Gene Ontology annotation, biological process: regulation of ARF protein signal transduction.
AUGCUCGAUUCCACCAUGUCAGAACCUCUACCUAUCGCCAUAGACCCCGUGGCCUUGGUAACUACAGAAUGCAUCACCGUCACUUCGUCCAUGCGGAAGCAUGCUCGCUGGGCGCACUCCUCUGUCUCCGCCAUCCUGGGCGGCAAUGGAGGCACUCGCGUAUACGAUCGAGACUCUUCUGCACCGCCAAGUCCCCGCAAAAUUCCACAAUCACCCCGCACCGAUGACGACCAUGCCCUGGCCAAUCGAUGGGGCCUACGAGGAAAGAAGGGGAAGAGCAUGCAGGAUAACCCGUUGAUAUCGGCCUUUACCCGCCUACGGAGUGAUCUCAAGGGCUGCAAGGACAUACGCACUUUUGAUACCCCGGCGCUGCUUCAUCCUUUCCUGCAGGUUAUUCGCUCCUCCUCAACCUCCGCCGCCAUCACCUCCCUCGCCCUGGUCGCCGUCACCAAGUUCUUUUCCUAUAACAUUGUCAACCGGGAAUCACCUCGACUCCCCAUGGCAAUGCAACUCUUAUCUGCCGCCAUUACACACUGCCGAUUUGAAGCAAGUGACUCUUCUGCGGACGAGAUUGUGUUGCUGAGAAUCCUGAAAUUGAUGGAAGGUAUGCUUUCUCGGCCGGAGGGCGAGCUACUGGGGGACGAGAGUGUCUGCGAAAUGAUGGAAACGGGUCUCAGCAUGUGCUGCCAGAGUAGACUGUCCGAGGUGCUAAGAAGGUCCGCGGAGAUGGCCAUGGUUAACAUGUGCCAAGUGAUUUUUACGCGACUCUCACACCUCGAUCAAGAUAUGCCGGCUGGGCCAAUACCAUUUGCGGAUGAAAGCACCAAAAAAGACACCUCUAACCUCAAGAUGGACCCGUCUGUAAAUGGUGACACAGUUACUUCACAGCACAAGUCUGCGAUGAGCUCAGAUACGGCCGCGGCCGAACGAGACAGCACCAGCACGGAGGGAGCUCGCGAGCAGACCAGCAACGGUGGAGCAGCAGCCGCAACCCCAAGCCCACAGACUGGUGAUGAGAGCGAGGAUAUUCAACCAUACUCUUUGCCCUCUAUUAGAGAACUUUUCCGGGUGUUGAUCGACCUCCUUGAUCCCCAUAAUCGGCAACACACCGACACUAUGAGAGUAAUGGCCCUACGUAUCAUCGACGUUGCUUUGGAAGUAGCUGGACCUUCCAUUGCUCGCCAUCCAAGCCUGGCUGCUUUGGCAAAAGAUGAUCUUUGCCGUUAUAUUUUCCAAUUGGUUCGUUCGGAACAAUUGGCCAUUCUUGCCGGAUCUCUCAGGGUUGCCGGUACAUUACUAUCGACGUGCCGACCUGUCCUGAAGCUUCAACAAGAGCUUUACUUGUCAUACUUGGUGGCCUGCCUUCACCCCCGUGUUGAGAUCCCACGGGAGCCCGGCAUUGACCCGUCCCUUUACGAAGGUGUACCCCAAACACCCAAACUAGUGAAACAACCACCAUCCCAGACAAACAGCGGCAGAUCAACACCCGUCCCUGUCAAGGACCGGCAGAAACUGGGAUUGGAAGGUGGUUCACGGAAACCAGAAGCCCGCGAAGCAAUGGUUGAAAGCAUCGGUGUGUUAUCACGUAUUCCGAGCUUUAUGGUUGAACUUUUUGUGAACUACGACUGUGAAGUUGAUCGAGCCGACUUGUGCGAGGACAUGAUUGGCCUACUCUCACGAAAUGCAUUCCCCGAUUCUGCCACUUGGAGCACCACAAACGUGCCUCCACUCUGCCUUGACUCUCUCCUAGGGUACGUACAGUUCAUUUACGACCGAAUUGAUGAGGAACCGAUUCAAGGCGAUUACCCUCAACGGGAGCACCUGCGCAAACAGCGCAAAACCAAGAAAAUUAUUAUCAAGGGAGCGCAAAUGUUCAACGAAAAUCCGAAGGCGGGAAUUGCCUAUCUAGCAGAGCACGGCAUUAUUGAGGACCCGAGUAACCCUGUUCUGGUCGCUCGUUUCCUGAAAGGUACGACCCGCUUAUCAAAGAAAGUCCUUGGUGACUUCAUCUCAAAACGUGACAAUGAAGAGUUGCUUGGCGCGUUCGUGGAUCUUCUCGACUUUUCAGGACGAAAUGUGGUUGAAGCGCUCCGCGAGUUGCUUAGUUCAUUCCGUCUACCGGGUGAGUCGCCUCUCAUUGAACGAAUUGUUACAACCUUUGCAGAGCAUUACACCGAAAAGGCGCAGCCGGAGGGAAUUGCGAACAAGGACGCCUUGUAUAUUCUGACCUAUGCCAUCAUCAUGCUGAAUACGGAGCUUUACAAUCCUAAUGUGAAGUCACAAAAUCGCAUGUCGUUCCCCGCUUUUGCUAGGAACUUGCGCGGAGUUAAUGACGGCGGUGACUUCACGGAGGAAUUCCUCCAGGAAAUCUAUGACUCCAUUAAGGAUAACGAGAUCAUUCUUCCCGAUGAACAUGAGAACAAGCAUGCAUUCGAUUACGCUUGGAAAGAGCUAUUGCUAAAGUCAUCAGGUGCUGGUGAUAUUAUCGUGGGGGAGACCAAUAUGCAUGAUGCCGACAUGUUUGAGGCAACGUGGAAGCCAGUCGUGGCAACCCUAUCUUAUGUUUUCAUGUCCGCAUCUGAUGAUGCAGUCUACUCUCGGGUUGUCAAUGGAUUCGACCAAUGUGCCCAAAUAGCAGCUCGAUAUGGCUUGACCGAGGCGUUUGACCGCAUUGUUUUCUCUCUGGCCUCGAUCAGCACUUUGGCAACGAACAAGCCACCAAGUACUGCACUGAACACUGAGGUGCAGGCAGGCAAAAAGAGUGUGAUGGUGAGCGAGCUGGCUGUUAAAUUCGGAAGGGACUUCAGAGCACAAUUGGCUACUGUCGUUCUGUUUCGAGUUCUACUGGGCAAUGAGUCUGCUCCAAAACAGGGUUGGGAGCAUGUUGUUCGAAUUCUAAGUAAUUUGUUCAUCAACUCCUUGAUUCCACCCUUCGACUCUGCACUCACAGCCGAACUUGACGUCUCCCCUAUCCCAUUACAACCUCCUUCACAAGUUGUGGACCGUGACAAUCGUGGUGAUGAUUCGGGCCUAUUUUCUGCAUUCACCUCUUACCUCUCGAGUUAUGCCGCUGAUGACCCCCCGGAGCCGUCAGACGAGGAGCUGGACAACACCCUUUCCACCGUGGAUUGUGUUACUGCCUGCUCGAUAUCCGAAAUUCUAACAAAUUUCAAAUCUCUACCUCUGCAAUCUCUUGUUCAGCUUGUCGAGGCUUUGUUGUCUCAACUGCCAGAGGAGAAUGCGCCCGCUGUCAUUGUUGUGAAGCCGGAACGACCAAGCCCCGUAUCAAGGCCUACAGGUGCUAGAGUUGAUCCAAACCAGCCCAAAUACGACCCCUCCAUGAUAUUCAACUUAGAGUUGGCAACUGUACUCACCCUUCGCGAUAACGAAACUCUUGAGGCUUUGGGAGAAUCACUUGCGACUACUCUGCAGACGCUUGUGCGCGAUGCUAAGAAUCUGCAUCCGUUGACCGUGUCACGCAUUGUUUCUUACCUACUAAACCUUUUGCGACUCAGCCAUGACCAACACUUCCUGCGAGUGCCCGUCGUGCUCCAUGCUAUCUCUGGAUACGAUCAAGACAUAUUGGAAACUCUUGCCGUGCCAACGGUGAAGGGUCUUUCGCGAUGUUUGGCUCACCCUGGCCGUCUGAGAAACGAAAUCACAAUCUCUCCAGACUUCUGGUCUAUUCUUCAGAGAUUGAUUCAACAUCAGGAGUCUGCUCCUAUGGUGUUUGAACUCCUCCAAAGCAUUGUGGAGUCUAUGCCUGACAUUGUUACGGCCGAUAACUACAAUUCGACUGUCUCCCUUGCAAAUGAAUUUGUUAGUGCAGCACACGUGGGGUCCAUUACUGAACGUCGAAGUGAUGUUCACGCUCGGAGAACCAAGGGCGUCAAGCAGCCCAAGUCUACCGAAAACCAAAUUGUCACCCGGGGCGUCAAGGCCAUUGGCUUAAUCUACCACUUGACUGCCCGAGUCCCCACGCUUAUCAAGCAAUCUCACCUCGAGCAACAUGAAGCCUGGGCCUCCUACUGGUACCCGAUUCUCCAAACCCUAUCUGGCCAAUGUGUCAACCCAUGCCGUGAUAUCCGACACCAUGCCAUUUCUACCCUCCAAAGGGCUCUUCUAUCUGCCGAGUUGAUAUCCGGCGACGACAAGGAAUGGGCCACUCUCUUCGAUGAGGUCCUUUUCCCACUUGUCUUGCGCCUUCUCAAGCCCGAGGUUUACCACUCCGACCCUAUUGGCAUGAGCGAGACCCGAGUCCAAGCGGCGACCCUUGUUUGCAAGAUCUUCCUGCGUUUCCUCGAUCAGCUUCCCAAUAGAGAGGGCAUGCUUCCUCUCUGGCUUCAGAUCCUUGAUAUUCUUGACCGUAUGAUGAACAGUGGCCAGGGCGAUAGCCUGGAAGAAGCGAUUCCGGAGAGCUUGAAGAAUAUCCUCCUGGUCAUGGCCGAUGGCGGUUACCUCGUGCCUCCGUCGCAAGAUCCUAGAAAAGAAGAAAUGUGGCUGGAAACUCGCAAGCGUCUCGGCCGAUUCUUGCCAGACCUGUUUGCUGAGAUUUUCCCCGAUGCAGGCAAGGAGGCUGAGAAGUCUCAGCCUGGGUCUGGAGUCGCGUCCCCGGCCAAGCAGAGUCUUGAUGUGACAAAUGAGAGCGAGAAGGCCGCUAUCCCGGAAGCAUCUGCCGUAGAACAAAUAGCGGAGGCUGAGACUGGUGCUGAAGACAGUCAACCUGCUCCCACCGAGGAGGGCACACUCUCGUAA